This is a messenger RNA of Nannospalax galili (Upper Galilee mountains blind mole rat), 1311 nucleotides long. Its product is annotated as 2'-5'-oligoadenylate synthase 1A-like. Gene Ontology annotation, cellular component: membrane; nucleoplasm; cytosol. Lineage: Eukaryota; Metazoa; Chordata; Mammalia; Rodentia; Spalacidae. Gene Ontology annotation, biological process: defense response to virus; negative regulation of viral genome replication; regulation of ribonuclease activity. The record is from RefSeq and is a predicted model, not a curated record. Gene Ontology annotation, molecular function: 2'-5'-oligoadenylate synthetase activity; double-stranded RNA binding.
GCCCUCCCCGAGAAACCGAAACUGAAACGCAGCUCAGUCCAGGCUCAGUGCCAGGCUCAGUCCAGGCGCUGGAGAUAAGGACCAGCAAGCCACAGAGACUGCACUUCCUGGCUGACCAUGGUGCAGGAGCUCAGAAACACCCGGGCCAGGGACCUGGACAGGUUCAUAGAGGACCAUCUCCUUCCAGACACGUACUUCCGGUACCAUAUCAAAGUAGCCAUCAGCACGGUGUGCGACUUCCUAAAGGAAAGAUGCUUCCUACAGACUGCCCACCCCGUGCGGGUCUCCAAGGUGCUGAAGGUGAGCCCUGCGAAUGAAGGCACCACACUCAAAGGCCGGACCGAUGCCGACCUGGUCUUCCUGAAUAAUCUCACCAGUUUUGAGGAGCAGUUAACACGCCGGGGAGAGUUCAUUGCGGAAAUCAAGAGACAGCUGCAAGCCUGUCAGCGGGAGGAGCAGUUUCGUGUGAAGUUCGAGGUCCAGAGUUCAUGGUGGCCCUUUUCCCGGGCACUCACCUUCAAGCUGAGCUCCCCGGAGCUCCAGGAGGAGGUGGAAUUUGAUGUCCUGCCGGACUAUGACGCCCUGGGUCAUGUCCACAAAUACAGCAGGCCUGACCCCCAAGUCUACACCCGCCUCAUCCAGGAGUGCACCAAACUGGGAAAGGAAGGGGAGUUCUCCACCUGCUUCACUGAGCUCCAGCGUAACUUCCUGAAGCAGCGGCCAGCCAAGCUGAAGAGUCUCAUCCGCCUUGUCAAGCACUGGUACCAACUGUGUAAGAAGAAGCUUGGGAGCCCGCUGCCCCCACAGUAUGCCCUGGAGCUGCUCACAGUCUACGCAUGGGAACGUGGGUGUGGAGCCCAUGAGUUCAACACAGCCCAGGGAUUUCUGACCGUCUUGGAACUAAUCAUGAACUACAGGCAGCUUCGCAUCUACUGGACUGAGUAUUAUGAUUUUGAACAUGAGAAUAUUUCCAACUACCUGCAUUCACAGCUCACAAAAGUCAGGCCUGUGGUCCUGGACCCCGCUGACCCUACAGGAAACGUAGCUGGUGGGAACUCAAAGGGCUGGCAGCGGCUGGCAGGAGAGGCUAAGGCCUGGCUGCAGUACCCAUGCUUUAAGAAAUGGGAUGGGUCCGUAAUCGGCUCCUGGGAUGUACCGCCCGAGGUCGAUGUGCCACACCUGCAGAGCAACAGUUUUCUUUAUUUUUGGCUCUUUUUUCUGUUUUUGGUUUUGCUUUUUUUGAUCCGGGAUAUUCGUUUAUUUUUUCUCCUUCUGAUUUUAUUUGUUGUGUUCCGGACUUCUGCUACAUAA